CAGACUCCUUCGAACCCAAUGGUAAGAGAUGAGACCAGCGCGCCUCAGCCAAUCAUAAAAGAGGAGUGAGCGCGGCCCGUCUCUCUCAUUGGCUGCUGAGACUUGGGAGAGCCGAAGCGGGCGGCAUUCGCAAAUAGACUUUGCCGGACUGAGGAGCUGAAGUCUAUCUGUGGAACUGACCGGCGCUUAAUGCCAGUAUGCCAAGCCAAGUGAGAGGCAAAGAAGAAGAUGGCACCGGGGCAGAAGAUGCCACCUACCCGCCUCCAGCUCUUCUUCAGCGUCAGGCGCACGUGAAAGACUUCAGCACAUACACAGACAUGUACAACCGAUCAGUGCACAACCCACAAGAGUUCUGGUUGGAAGCGGCCUCUGAAUUCUCCUGGAAAACAUCACCUUCUGGAAAAGUUCUGGAUUAUAAUUUUGACAUAACCAAAGGCAAGAUUUUUGUGGAGUUUAUGAAAGGGGCCAAAACCAAUGUCUGUUACAAUGUCCUGGACAGGAAUGUCAUGGAGAAAAACCUGGGAGACAAGACUGCAUUUUUCUGGGAGGGCAAUUCGCCAGACAACUCUUCUGUCAUCUCAUACUGGGAUCUACUGAAACAAGUCUGCAAGUUUGCAAAUGUUUUAAUCAAAUUAGGGGUAAAGAAAGGGGACAGAGUGGCCAUUUACUUGCCAAUGAUUCCUGAAUUGGUAUAUGCCAUGUUGGCAUGUGCCCGAAUUGGAGCCGUUCACUCGAUAGUAUUUGCAGGCUUUUCCUCGGAAUCCCUGUGUGAAAGAAUUUUGGACUCUCAGUGUGUUGUUCUUAUUACUGCAGAUGGAGUCUUCCGAGGAGAAAAACCAAUUAACUUGAAACAAAUCGCAGACGAGGCACUUCAAAAAUGCAAUGAAAAAAUGCACCAUGUGAAAAACUGUGUUGUGGUGAAGCACCUCAAGGGAAGGCUGAACAAUCAAAAUGAAGGAAAAUUUCAGACAGCCUGGAAUUCAGAUGUUGACCAAUGGUUGGACGAACUGAUGGCAGAUGCCAGUGAGGAGUGUGAACCAGAAUGGCUGGAUGCUGAAGACCCACUUUUCAUCCUUUAUACAAGUGGCUCUACUGGAAAGCCAAAGGGAGUGGUGCAUACAGUUGCAGGCUACCUUCUGUACACGGCUUUAACAUUCAAAUAUGUGUUUGACUAUCAUGAGAAUGAUAUUUACUGGAGCACAGCUGACAUUGGAUGGAUUACAGGCCACUCAUAUAUAGUAUAUGGACCACUGGCCAACGGAGCUACUAGUGUGAUGUUUGAAGGCAUUCCUACCUAUCCUCAUGUGGGGAGAUUUUGGGAAAUCGUCCAGAAGUACAAAGUAACCCAGUUUUACACUGCGCCAACUGCUAUCCGAUUGCUGAUGAAAUAUGGAAAUGAAGCUGUUCAAAAGUUCGACUUAAGCUCUUUGAAGAUUCUGGGCACGGUAGGAGAACCCAUAAAUUCCGAAGCAUGGCUGUGGUAUUACAACGUUAUUGGCAAUCAGCGAUGUCCCAUUGUGGACACCUUUUGGCAAACCGAGACAGGUGGUCAUGUGGUAACUCCCUUGCCUGCUGCUACCCCUCUGAAACCUGGAUCAGCUACCUUUCCUUUUUUCGGAGUUGUCCCUGCUGUUCUGAAUGAACAUGGAAAGGAGUUAGAAGGGGAAGCUGAGGGCUACUUGGUAUUCAAGCAGCCAUGGCCAUCAAUAAUGAGAACUCUUUAUGGAAACCACGAACGCUAUGAAAAUACCUACUUCAAAAAAUUCCCUGGGUAUUACGUAGCAGGCGAUGGUUGCAGAAGGGACAAAGACGGCUACAUUUGGAUUACAGGACGGAUUGAUGACAUGCUUAAUGUUUCAGGACACCUGUUAAGCACAGCAGAGGUGGAGGCAGCCCUGACAGAGCACCCAGCAGUGGCAGAGGCUGCAGUUGUGAGCCGCCCGCACCAGGUAAAGGGAGAAUGCCUCUACUGCUUCAUCAUUUUAAAAGAUGGCAUUAAAUAUACAGAACGGAUUGCCGAAGAGGUGAAGAAGCAAGUACGUGAAAAGAUUGGACCCAUCGCAACACCAGAUUUCAUCCAGAAUGCUCCUGGAUUGCCGAAAACCAGAUCAGGAAAAAUAAUGCGACGAGUUCUCAGGCAAAUCGCUCGAAAUGAGAAGGAUUUGGGAGACAUUUCGACUCUGGCAGACCCAAGUAUUGUUGAAGUCUUGUUCAGUCAAAGAUGUGAGGCUGCAGCAUGAAGUUCUCAUAUGUGCAGAUAAACAAGGUAGCCUGGACUGGACAACAUCAUGAAUUUCAGGGAUAUUUCCCAGAUUCCUCAUUUUAAGAAAAGAUUACUUACAUACAACUACAUACCUAACCAUGCGGUUCAAUGCAAACACACUGGGAUGCCAUUGCUAGAACGUGAUACAUCAAAACAAUUGCUUGUCUUUUGAAAACCUGAGGAUUCUCAGUGCUGAAGGGAAGAGAAAGUCUUGAUAUUUUUUUUAUAAAUCGGAAACUCCUGCCAAUGAUUGUCUUUGUUAUGUUUGUUUGUUAUGUUUGUGAUUCUAAAUACCUGCUCCCAGCACUCAUCAUGGCUGCUACUUUUCUUCUCUCCUUUUCAUGCAUUUGGUCUUUCUUUUAUUGCAAGUGCAAAUCUUGCUUUAUUUUUCCCAAAAUGAGGUUAUAGGCUAAUGCCUAGAAUACUGAGAUUUCUAAUUUUGGCAACAAAAUGCUUAGAGUUGCCCCCAACAAAGGGUAUGUGGGAAGAUGGUGGCUUGUCUCUGCAUAUAUAUCCUUCUCAUGUUGCGCUUGAUAUACUAACAUGGGGUAAAAACUGUAACUCAUAGCAACUAGACAUCUGCUUUCAGCCUAACAUGAAGAGCCCCCACAACACUAUAUUGGUUGUUAUGUGUUACUGCACUAGUAUGGAAGCUUUUCCUUUACAUUGUAACAUAAGCCAAGCAAAAUUUACACAAAUGUCAAUGUGUAUUCAUAUCCCUUGAAUCCUAAAUUUAAGGUAGUGAAAUUUAUAAGGCAAUCAUUCAUCUGUAUUUGUGACUAUGAAGCACAGAUUUAAAAUCAGAGAUGUAUCUAUAUUGCCUAGAUAUAUUACGGUUUGUUGCCACAACUUACAUUUAAAAACUCUGUUAUAUCUCCUUGAAUAUUUCCUUGUUGAUUUUAAGGGUGAGUAAAGAAUGUGCAGCUCAACAGCAGGUUGUAUGUACAUUGCUACUUGUUUCUUUUAAAGUGCAAUAUUAUAAUGGAAAGUGAGUGCAGUUGCUUUGUAGGAAUGUAUACGUUGGUGUGGCUGCUGAUGAGACGGAGUAGCAUGAUGUCAUUUGGGCAGGGCAUUUGGCACAACCAAUGAGACAAUUAUGUUACUGAAACCAAUGAAUUAUGCUAAUAUGGGUUUGUUAAUUGUUAUUAUUGUCAUUGUAAAAAUGAAAUACCUCUUGCAUGCAAUACCACUUUGCCCUUGAAUAAGUGGAAAAACAGUCCUGUGAAUAGUUGCCUUGGGGGACUACAGGUAUAGAUUCCACCACUAGGAGGCAGGACACUAGAAACAAAAGACUCCUCCCUCUGCAGAUAAACCCUGUAUAAUAAACUAUAAACAGCACUGCUUCUACUGUAUACUAGUGUCCUCAAGAUGCAUAGGCCAAGCUUGCUUUUUAUACAUUACUUGAUGCCCUCUGUGUAUGCUUUUACUGUACGUAAGUCAGAAAUCCUUGGCUUUGCUGUAGGACAGGAAUAUCCAUCCUGUGGCCCACUGGGGAUACUGGGAUUUGUAGCUCAGCAACUGAGCUUUACCAGAAAACCUGCCAAACACACAUUGUCUCUUCAGUUUUCAGUUUAGUCAGGAUAUGAAGAGCACAGCUUGUGUUUAUGUACGUGAAUGUAAAACUCUAUCUUCUCUCUAUCAGCCUCCUGCAAUGAUGAUGUCACAGUAUUCUCUAGGAAUAUUCAGGCCAUUCAGUAGUAAGACUUGAGCUUAUCACAGAGAGGAGUAGCUUGUCCAUGUUCCACAGCAUCAUUGGUGGCCUGUGUAAGCCAAUUAUAUGCAGGAUAAUGCCACUGUAUUCGCCACACAAACACAAUAGUGUAAAUAAUGGUGUAAUCAUACCUUUUUAUUAAUUGUCUUGGUAUUUUCAGUCAUUCCAAAUGAUAUAGAGCUCUGGACUACAUUUUUAUAUCAUAUGUCCUAUUGGAGAUUUUUAAGGAAUUGAAUAAUUUGGUUUGUGCUUCAAAUUCUGUUCAUUGUUAAUAAAUGCAAAACACCCA
Xenopus laevis (African clawed frog) is the source of this 4263-nucleotide messenger RNA. RefSeq names its product acyl-CoA synthetase short-chain family member 2, gene 2 L homeolog (gene acss2.2.L). Gene Ontology annotation, biological process: ethanol catabolic process; acetyl-CoA biosynthetic process. The transcript has 19 exons. Lineage: Eukaryota; Metazoa; Chordata; Amphibia; Anura; Pipidae. The coding region runs from base 198 to 2240 and encodes 680 amino acids. Gene Ontology annotation, molecular function: AMP binding; propionate-CoA ligase activity; acetyl-CoA synthetase activity. The record is from RefSeq and is a predicted model, not a curated record.